GUUGACCAAUUAAGUGAAGCACAAAUCACAGAAUUUAAAGAAGCAUUUUCUUUGUUUGAUAAAGACAAUGAUGAGUCAGAAUUACAAGACAUGGUCAAUGAAAUUGAUGCUGAUGGUAAUAAGACAAUUGACUUUCCAGAAUUUUUGACAAUGAUGGCCAGGAAAAUGAAGGAUUCUGAUUCUGAACAAGAGAUAAAAGAAGCUUUUAAAGUUUUUGAUAAAGAUGGUAAUGGUUUUAUUUCUGCUGCUGAACUAAGACAUGUUAUGACUAAUCUCGGAGAGAAACUUACUGAACAAGAAGUUGAUGAAAUGGUAAUUAUUAUUGAGAUUUGCAUACGUAUAAUGAAUAGAUGUGGGUGA
Messenger RNA from Entrophospora candida, 360 nucleotides. The record is from the annotation of a GenBank genome assembly. Lineage: Eukaryota; Fungi; Glomeromycota; Glomeromycetes; Entrophosporales; Entrophosporaceae.